Messenger RNA from Stylonychia lemnae, 663 nucleotides. NCBI's taxonomy places the organism in Eukaryota, Ciliophora, Spirotrichea, Sporadotrichida, Oxytrichidae. The record is from the annotation of a GenBank genome assembly.
AUGAAUAGGUAAGACGACGGAAAUUUUCAACAACCUGGUAAUCUUCCUGGAUAAAAAUAAAGGCCAGAAGCUGAUAGCAACUACAUUAUUUAACAACAGAAGCAGUAGUAUUAUUUAUAGCAGCAAAUUAAAGGAUAAGAUCCGAGAAAGAUUGUUCAACCCGGUCCCUAUAGUCAACACCCAUCAUACUAUCCCCCAACUUAGAGACCUCCGGUAAUGCCCUAAGAUUACUAAAAUUAAAUGAUGAUGCAAUAACACCAACAGAUGACUAUGUAAUAGUAAUAAAUGAGCAAUCAAAAUUCUAACUAACUAAUUGGACCUAUAGAUAUUAAGGGAUUAACCCAGAAAAUAUCAACCAAGGAAGUUUUCGAUAACUAAGUUGAAAAGACUUUAGCUCAUUUAGCUGACGACUUUGUAAAGACUGUUGCAGAGUUUUCUUGUAAACUUGCAAAGCAUAGAGGAUCAGAGACUCUUGAAAAAGAGGACAUCAAGUUUGCUAUUGAGAAACUCUACAACAUUUCAAUCCCUAUCAAGCCUAAUUUGGAAAAGCAGAGUAAUUAGGCUUUAACUCAAUAGGUCACUGGAAGUAGUCAUAUGACUUCAAAUUACAAAAAUAAUAUCAUCCUAACGAAAAAAGCGAACGAACAGAGCGGUAACAUAUGA